This is a messenger RNA of Penicillium cataractarum, 2646 nucleotides long. It is a transcript of the gene sey1, whose product is annotated as dynamin-like GTPase SEY1. Gene Ontology annotation, cellular component: endoplasmic reticulum. The transcript has 4 exons. Lineage: Eukaryota; Fungi; Ascomycota; Eurotiomycetes; Eurotiales; Aspergillaceae. Gene Ontology annotation, molecular function: GTP binding; GTPase activity. Bases 1 to 2646 code for a protein of 881 amino acids. The record is from RefSeq and is a predicted model, not a curated record. Gene Ontology annotation, biological process: endoplasmic reticulum membrane fusion.
AUGUCCGAACGCCCGUCAGGACUGGGCCGGACCCCGACAGCACCUCCCAUCAUGGCGAACGGCCACUUUGCUACGAUCGGUGAUAGCAGUGAUGUCACUUCCUACGAGCAUGGAGUGCAGGUCAUUGACGGGGAUAAGGAGUUCAAUCCCAACUUGUCCAAGUAUCUCUCCCUCGAGGAUGUCACGACCGCCGGCUUCAACUACCACCUCAUCUCCGUGUUUGGCUCCCAGUCGACCGGCAAGUCAACCUUGCUGAAUCACCUGUUCGGUACUCAAUUCUCGGUCAUGUCCGAGCAAGAGCGCCGGCAAACGACCAAGGGUAUUUGGCUGUCGAAGAAUAAGAAGCAAGGCGAUGCGACUACCGAGGGGGCCCGUAUGGCGGAUAACAUCUUGGUGAUGGAUGUGGAGGGUACUGAUGGUCGCGAACGAGGCGAGGACCAAGACUUUGAGCGCAAGAGUGCUCUGUUUGCGCUUGCGACCAGUGAGGUGCUCAUCGUGAACAUCUGGGAGCAUCAAGUCGGUUUAUACCAGGGUGCCAACAUGGGUCUCCUUAAGACCGUGUUCGAGGUCAACCUGCAAUUAUUCCUGAAGGAUAAGAGUACUACGCACCGGUCUCUCCUCUUCUUCGUCAUUCGUGAUUUCAUUGGCACCACCCCGCUAAAGAACCUCCAAAAGACGCUACUGGAAGAUCUGGCCCGCCUGUGGUCAACAAUCUCAAAACCCGCUGGACUGGAGAACUCUACAAUCCACGAUUACUUCGACUUCCAAUUCUACGGACUUCCGCACAAGGGCUAUCAGCCUGACCAGUUCGUGGCGGAAACACAAAAGUUGGGCUUGCGCUUCCGUGAGGGCCACCGCGACCCGAAACGGGAUGCGCUCAAGGGGGAGUUCUCCGAGGGCGGUGUUUUCCUGCCUGAAUACCAUCGGCGAAUCCCAGCGGAUGGAUUCUCGCAUUAUGCUGAAGGUAUUUGGGACCAAAUUGUCAAUAAUAAGGACCUGGAUCUGCCUACCCAGCAGGAACUGCUUGCCCAAUUCCGCUGUGACGAGAUUUUGCGGGAAGUGAUGAUCGGAUUCGACGAGGCUAUCACUGCGUUUGAGGACAAGCAGGCCGAGUCUGUCCGCCUUGGAUCUCCGGCAGUCAUCGGUGGCUUGGGUGUUGCUAUGCGCGGUGCCCGCUCCAAGACUCUCAAGGGCUUUGAGACUGAGGCUAGUCGGUACCACAAGGGCGUCUACCAGCGUAAGAAGGCUGAGUUGGAGGGCAAGGUUGAUACUCGACUAAAGGCACUGUUCCACGGUCAGAUCUCAGCCGCUCACAAAUCCGGUAUCCGUGACUUCAGCGAGGCUGUGACCAACGCUGUCAAGUCCGGUCAGAAGAAGGGCGGCAACUACGACUUUGCCGAGAUUGUCAACCAGGAAACUAAAACCUCGUUGGAGAAGUUCGAGGAAGUCGCUCGAUCAACGCUGGUUGAAGGUGCCUCCUGGAGCAACUAUAAGCAGGAGUUGGCGUUAUAUGAGAAGGAGUUGUCUGAGGUCAGCGGUCGUCUCCGGCGGGAUGAGAUGAGACGGUUGGCUAGCCGCGUUGAACGAUGGGUUCAGUCUCGUCUUGGCGAGUCAGUGGGACUCGAGUUCAACAACCUGGGUUCUGGACGUGCUGGGGCCGGUGCACCCGAUGAUGGCGAUAAGCCCAUUGAGACCGCUUUCUGGGAUCGGAUCUGGAAUGUGUUCGUGGAGACCGUUCUCGAUGCCGAGCGUAGAUUCACGGACCGCGCCAGUAGCUUCGAUGCUAGCCUGGAAGAAGUUGAUGUUGGUCUGUGGCGCCUGCGUCGCAAGUCUUGGGGUGUUUUGCAUGCCAAGAUUGAUGAGGAAAUGACCGAGGGUAAUUUGCUCCUAAAGCUGCGCGAGAACUUCGAGGACAAGUUCCGAUACGACGAGGCCGGUGUGCCUCGGAUCUGGCGCCCAACUGACGACAUUGAGGGCAUCUAUACACGUGCUCGCGAGUCUACCCUGACUUUGAUUCCUCUUCUGUCGCGAUUCCGCCUUGCCGAGACUAACGCCCCUCCUCCUCUUGAUCGUUGGGUCGGGCACACUCCUAGCACUGCCACUCCUGCCGACGAAGAGGACCUGGCCCCUAUCGGCGGUGUGGAUGAGGACGAGGGCAAGAGCCUGGAAGAGGAAAUGACCAUUCUGGGCGAUGCCAAGCGCCAGGAACUUACUGUGCGCUUCAAGAAGGCUGCCGAUGGAGUUUACGUCGAGGCCAAGCGGAGUGCCAUUGGUGGUAUGACGCAGGUUCCACUGUACUUCUACGGUCUCCUGCUGGCUCUGGGCUGGAAUGAGAUCAUUGCGGUCCUCCGCAACCCGGCCUACUUCCUGCUGCUCUUUGUAUGUGCCGUCGGUGCCUAUGUCACCUACCAGCUCAACCUGUGGGGCCCUAUCAUCAAAAUGACCGAGGCUGCAUCCCAGCAGGCCCUCGUGGAAGGCAAACGUCGCUUGCGCGAGUUCCUCGAGCAAUCCGAUACCGGUCGCCAGGCCAUUGCCAUGUCUGCUUCGGACCGAGCUGGCUCUUCGGGAAACAAGGAAGAGUAUGAAAUGUCUGAUCUGCCAAAGCGAAGCUCUGGCUCGAAGACUGACGAUUUGGAUGACUUGUAA